GAGCCAUUCUCAGGAGCGAGUCCUUUGCACUGCACACAAGCAAGAGGAGGAAACUGCAGCUGUUACUUAAAACACUGCCUUUUGAUGACCUGCUUUGCAUUUGGACACUUGUAGACCAGAUUUUUUGGUGUUUGAGCAGAGGGGGGGCGAGCCUCUGGACUUGAAGACAGAGCAAGACUCACCUGAGCACACUGGUGGAUAUCCUUCCUGCAACUGUUCAUUCCAACACUACAAAACCUAGUUCUCAUCACCACCACAUUCGCCAGUCGAGCAGAUCAAGAGCAGGCUCCAGUUUCUGCGCUGUGAAAUUGAAUCAGAGGAACGGAGAGGCAAUACAGCAGAGGCAUUGUGUCCCUGCAAUUGAAACACUAACCAGCUGAAAAUAUCAAAGACCAUCCUGGACAAAGCUUUCUUCUCAAUCCUCCAUUGCUUGUCUAAAAUCGGCUGUUGAAGUAUAAAGUGAUCAAAAGCUGCACGACAUUCAGAGAGAGCAGGGAGGCUGAGGGGACCAUACACGAGGGAAAAGGACUGUGUGCAGGUGCAAGGGCUGCCAUGGUGCGUGGAGGUGGUGUAGCUCCAUCCUGCAGGGGCCUGUGGGUGUUUGGCGCCCUGUCGCUGGUGGCGCUGUGCUUGUCGGAUCAAGCUAUUCGCUGCCCCGUGUGCUCAGAGGAGAGGCUGGCCAGCUGUCGUCUGCCAGACGGCUGCGAGGAGACAGUGCGAGAGCCCGGCUGCGGCUGCUGUCCCACCUGCGCCCUGCCUAAAGGUGCGCACUGUGGCGUCUACUCACCCCGAUGUGGAACAGGCCUUCGCUGCUACCCACCGCGGGGUGUGGAGAGGCCACUGCACUCGCUGAUGCAUGGCCAGGGGGUGUGCACCGAUGAGCGGGAGAUGGAAGAGAACUCAGCGAUGGACAGGCAGGAUGAGAUCAUCCCUGAGCACCCGAACAACAGCAAUAUCCGGUGCAGUCCACAAGACAAGCGCUGCAUACAGAAGACCCUGGCCCGGCAUCCUCCGAAAUCCACGAACCAGAGGAGCAACACUGCCAGGGAGGAGACCAAGGCGGUGCUGGCUCCAUGUCGUGCUGAGCUACAAAGAGCCCUGGACAGACUGGCAUCAAAUACCCGCACACAUGACGAUCUCUUCACAAUCCCUAUACCCAACUGUGACAAGAACGGAGACUUCCACCCUAAACAGUGUCACCCUGCACGUGAUGGCCAGCGGGGAAAGUGCUGGUGUGUGGAUCAGAAGACGGGCAUGAGGCUGCCGGGGCCGUUGGAGCAGCGAGGGGAUCUGGACUGUCACCAGUUAAUGACUGCCACCCUGAGGGAUUGAGGAGUGUGGUGUGGUAGUGGGGGUGCAGGACCAGCUGAAUUCUACUGGUGCUUAUUAGUAGACCUACAUGAGGAAAGGACUUCGCCCUAAAGCCUCACUUCAACGAAGGCCAAUGAUACUUGACCUUGCGCAACAAAAAGGAAACCAUUGAAUUGAGUUCUUUUGCUAUUUUGUUUCUGUGUGUGACAGUUUUUUUUUAUCAGUGUUUUAAGCACUUGUUUAUUGUUUCUACUGUGUGAACCUAAGGCCCAUAGUCUUUAGACUGGUGGCAGAAAAUAAGCCCUUCCACAGAUAAGAGAUGUAGUCGUGAUAUUUAGAGAAGAAAAAGGUGUUGUUUUCUCUAGUCUAACUUCAGUGUCGUAUUCUUGAAUAGUGACAAGAAAAUGCAUCAACCCGAGCAGAGAGUCAGACCUGAGUCACAACGGGAGCUGUUCAUAUUUGUUUUAUUCUUUCUGGAGCAUCUAGAUCAGUACUAAUUACUGCAUCAGCACAAUCCAGAAAGAUUCUCAAUUAAAGAACUGUGUACUAGUUUAUUCACACAAUAUGUGUAAAUUGUUGUAAUGUGUGGCUCUUACUUUAUUGUCCUAUACGUUGUAAACCCCACCCCAUCUGGAAAACUGGUCAAAAUAAACCAUAAAACAUGUUUGCAAGCACAAAGUCUAGUUUAGCGACGACACAAGAGUAGCAAUAAUAGAUAGGACGAGAACAACAUAUUUAAUCAAAAAAGAAAAAGGGGUAACAAAGGAAUGCAUAAAUCGCCUGCCUUGAAUUAUCAUAGGAUAAACCAUAGCUUUUCACAACAUGGAGACCAAAGUGAAAACACACUCAAUUGAAAAACUGUAUCUGUAAAAAGCCUGGAAUAGAUUUUCUUCAUCACCCUGUGGUUAACUCUAUGUUCCCCUUUAGUUGCAGACGAGCUCUCUCCAGUAGGAGGACUGGCAGUGUAGCUGGGCUAGAAACUCUGUACACUGCUGAUAGGAUAAUCAGAUUUUUCCAGCUGGUGCUAAGAUGCCAGUGUGACACUCAUGUUUGCAGCAUACAGGACUUCUCUCCAAACAGACUGCUUGGCAGAUCUUUGGUGGUGCUAUACACUGAUUGUGCCAAAACGACCAAAAAUAAAUGGCUUCUGCACUUUUUUGGGCAUUGUUUAGGAUUAGAACAGAAGACAGACAUUUUCAGGAAGUGGUGCAAUUAGCAUCACCAAGUGUGAGGAGCACCUCAAUGUGUGACCAUCUGCAUAAGUCAUUGACAAAGGCCUUCCGUGUGUGAUUUCAUGUUAUUGUCAAAAUAUGAACGUAACAUCCCACAUUAGCUUUGCACUAUCAUCCCAGCUAACUGACUGAAUGUUUCAUUGGCCACUGCAGCAAAUAACAGGUAUGAUGUCUUUUAAAAAAACAAGCAGAAUGUAAUAACUUGUAAUGAUUUUGGGGCAGCAUUGCAACAUGUAGCGAACAUGAAGCCUUGAAUGGAGGACUCUGGUGUAGCAGUAAAGAUAGUAAUGAUCAUAAGAACCGUGCUCUGUUAAUCUGUCAAUGGUAGUUAAGCAUCAUCAUAUCUUCUAUAGACAAUCACACUAAUAAUUAAAGGAGUCACUAAGCAAUUCCUCAAAUGUUUUAUACACCAUAGGACGAACUGGUAAUACUCUUAUAGCAAUUCUUUUGUACUGGUGGAGUGCAGUGCAUGAGAGUAGCAGGUUUAAGCUAAUGCUGGUGUUUGUCAUCACCAGAUAUGGACAGCCUGCUCCCACUGUUCUAUAGGACACUUAUUAUUGACUCAAGAAAAGAUUCCUCUGGGUGGUCACUUCUGAAAUGAUCUGGGCCUGAAUUAACUGGAGAAGAGGGACAAAGCGAGUCAAGUCAUCCCCACACAGCAUUAAUGCCAACCUAACUAAUCCUUAGUGUGGAGAUUGUAGUAUAAUAAUAUUUUGAAACGAAAUAAACUACCACACUCUGAUUUUACCUCAAUAUCAGUUAAGCUUUAAAUAUGACUGUUUGAGCACAGGACCCUGACAGAGGUUAUUCAGCUCCUCAUAUAAAUAAGAAAAGUACCACGGAAAUGAUUAUUAGUAUUAUUGUUAUUGUUGUUGUUGUUAGUUCUCGUUAUUAUUUCUCACGUUUUUCCAUAUUGAAUCUGCUCUAAUCAUUCCAAAAUGCACUAGUAUAUCCAUAUAGUCAGAGAAAAGAAAGGCUAAAAACCUAAAACCUUUAGGUUGGCUCUCACCAAGUAAUCUCAACCCAGCUGAUAUGGAUCAGCCCAUCCUGAAAAUAAAUUUGACAAAUGUUGCCUGUUGUCACCAGUCUGAGGGUUUCUCUGAUGUUUCUCAGUGUAUCCUGAAGGUACUUGAGGGUGUGAGGGGGAAAUUCUAAAGAAUUAAAACAACCCGUCUACUAUUUGUACACAUAACAUUUCAAGUGCACCUUUUGUUCCAUGAAUUUGCUCAGAAAUGUAACAUAAAAUGAAAGAGAAUAACAAAUAACUUUCUAUAGAUUCACAGCCUGUAAUGUUUAAUCACAUACAACAAUUAUCCAAGGUAACCUAAUAUCAGUCAGAACUCACGUUUGGUCCUCUAUUUCUAAUCAAACUGCAUAUGCUAGAAAUGUAAUCUAAUCAUUGAAGCCAUGGUGAGUUUAUCACCUUUGCUGGAGACACAGUAUGAUCACCUGAUGACCAGUUUGACCUAUCAUUAAAGAAGAGAUGUAGCCAAUGGUUGUUCACCAAAACACAGACAGAUAGAGAAAAUGAUGGUCUGAGUGGAGAAUCAUUGCUCCGGUUUAAAAGUAUCAAAAACCAAAUAGCUCCUGAGACCUCAAUAUUCAUUCAUUCAUGAACUGCAUGCACACAGCAUUCCUAUCCAAUCUUAUCAUUCAUCAGCUAAUGAGGUGUUACUAAACACAUUCAAACACGCUCCUCUGUUAAAUCGUCUUAAUCUUUGAGAGGUGGCUUUGAUUUUUAAAAGGCCUUCUAACUACAUAAACUGUGUGUUUAAGCUAUAGCUAUUGCUUGAUCUUUAACUUUGCUGUACUGACCUGUAAUUGCAUUUCUUGAGAGUAGAAUGUUCCACUUUGAUAUUAUCUGUUCAUGUGUAAUGUUUGCAUGCAUCCAAAUGGACUGGGGUUGGGAACAGCUGAGCUCUUGUGUAUCUUGUCCAGAGCAGGACUGUUACAGUAUAUUCAAACACUGAAGUGAUCAAUGAACUGAAAUAUAGAUCAUCAACCAAUGAAAAAAUCAGUUACAUUGUAAAUGUUUACCUGAUGAAAAUGUAUACAUUGUAAUACAUCAAUUAAAACACUUAAGAAAUGUCAA
Molecule: messenger RNA, 4635 nt
Organism: Paralichthys olivaceus (Japanese flounder)
Lineage: Eukaryota; Metazoa; Chordata; Actinopteri; Pleuronectiformes; Paralichthyidae
Product: insulin-like growth factor-binding protein 4
Biological process (GO): regulation of insulin-like growth factor receptor signaling pathway
Cellular component (GO): extracellular region
Molecular function (GO): insulin-like growth factor II binding; insulin-like growth factor I binding
Source: RefSeq, a predicted model, not a curated record